AUGAAUUCUAUCAUCGUCGCUGUAUUCUUCUGUGCCAUUGGUUUUGCAACAUGUGAGCUACAAUGCGCCCACAAAGAACUGGACAUCCCCAAAGAAUGGGUCGACAUGGACGGCGUGUGCAUCAAGAAGGUUCGCAGCCAGAUCGAGGAGGAGCUCAAGGCUGCCAUGCAGUACAUGGCGAUGGGCGCGUACUUCGCGCAGGACACCGUCAACAGGCCGGGAUUUUCCGAGAUGUUCUUCAAGUCGGCGAGCGAGGAGCGAGAGCACGCAAUCAAGCUGAUCAGUUAUUUGCUGAUGCGAGGGGAGCUGACGACGCAAGUUAGCAGUUUGAUCAAGAGAAACCUGACGCCUAAAACAUCAUCUUGGGCCAAUGGGGUGAAUGCUCUCAAGGAUGCUCUGAAAUUGGAAACUUCAGUGACCAAGAAGAUCAGGGAACUCAUCAAAGUUUGCGAAGGUGAAGGUGCCGCUAGCUACAAUGACUAUCACCUUGUCGACUACUUGACGGGAGACUUCUUGGAGGAACAAUACCAUGGCCAACGCGACCUGGCUGGAAAGGUUUCAACCUUGGAAAAGAUGACGGAGAAACAUGGCGCCCUAGGGGAAUGGCUGUUCGACAAGAAACUUCUCAAUGGCGAACUAUAA
Molecule: messenger RNA, 642 nt
Organism: Phaedon cochleariae (mustard beetle)
Lineage: Eukaryota; Metazoa; Arthropoda; Insecta; Coleoptera; Chrysomelidae
Source: the annotation of a GenBank genome assembly